GCGUACAUUGUGUGCUGGGCUCCGUUCUUCAUCGUGCAAAUUUGGUCAGUCUGGGAUGAAAACUUCUCCUGGGAUGAUUCUGAAAAUGCAGCGGUGACCCUCUCUGCCCUGCUGGCGAGUCUCAACAGCUGCUGUAACCCAUGGAUCUACAUGCUCUUCAGUGGCCACCUCCUUAAUGACUUCUUUGCCUGUUUCCCCUGUUGGAACAAACCCCAAAACACAUUACACAAAGAGGACUCGGACAGCAGCAUCCAGAGGAACACCCUCCUGACCAAGCUGGCUGCUGUCCGGACCAAAGAUGGGUUUGACUCUUGGAAAGACCCGUGCAACUCCCGAAAGUCCAGUCAGUCUUUAGGGCUAGACUAUUCCCGCAAAUCCAGUCAAUGUUUGCAACUUGACUGUUCGCUCAAAUCAAGCCAGAGUGUUCCAGUGGAGUCCUAGGAGCCAGAU
Sinocyclocheilus anshuiensis is the source of this 450-nucleotide messenger RNA. Its product is annotated as arg8-vasotocin receptor-like. Gene Ontology annotation, biological process: cellular response to hormone stimulus; regulation of systemic arterial blood pressure by vasopressin; positive regulation of vasoconstriction. The transcript has 2 exons. Gene Ontology annotation, molecular function: vasopressin receptor activity; peptide binding. The record is from RefSeq and is a predicted model, not a curated record. Lineage: Eukaryota; Metazoa; Chordata; Actinopteri; Cypriniformes; Cyprinidae. The annotation marks the transcript as partial. Gene Ontology annotation, cellular component: plasma membrane.